Messenger RNA from Aspergillus steynii IBT 23096, 939 nucleotides. RefSeq names its product NudC domain-containing protein. Bases 134 to 733 code for a protein of 199 amino acids. NCBI's taxonomy places the organism in Eukaryota, Fungi, Ascomycota, Eurotiomycetes, Eurotiales, Aspergillaceae. Gene Ontology annotation, cellular component: cytoplasm. The record is from RefSeq and is a predicted model, not a curated record. The transcript has 4 exons. Gene Ontology annotation, biological process: protein folding.
UCUCGAUCUCCACAGUCCACACCUUUUCUGAACUCCGUCGCAGUGCCUGACUGUUUGACUGUUGACAAAAUCCACAAACUUCCAGAGCUACGACUGCGAACCUUUCCUCAACCUACACCCCCCAACCACCGCAAUGUCUACCGACGUGGAACGCGAUCCCACCGCGGGCGAGACCGCCGAGCGCGAGCGCGAGGAACGAGAGCGCAAGGCCAAGGAGGACGCCGAGCAGGCCCAGCUGCCGUACAAAUGGACUCAGAGCAUUCAGGACGUGGACGUGACGAUCCCGAUUCCCGGGAACAUCAAGGGCAGGGAUAUGGAUGUGGUUUUGACCAAGACGAAGAUCAAAGUCGCCAUCAAGGGACAGGAGCCGUUUAUUGAGGGCGAUUUCCCCCACCCCGUUCUCGCGGAUGAAUGUUCGUGGACUCUGGAGACGACGUCGCAACCCCCCGGAAAGGAGGUGGCGAUUCACCUGGACAAGGUCAACAAGGUAGAAUGGUGGCCGCACGUGGUGACCUCGGCGCCGAAGAUCGACGUCAGCAAGAUCACCCCCGAAUCGUCCAAGCUCAGCGAUUUGGACGGCCAGACGAGGGCCAUGGUCGAGAAGAUGAUGUACGAUCAGCGACAGAAGGAAAUGGGAGGUCCCAGCAGCGAUGAGCAGCGCAAGAUGGAUAUCUUGAAGAAGUUCCAGGCCGAACACCCUGAAAUGGACUUUUCGAAUGCCCAGAUCGGUUGAAAGCCGCGUGUUGAGAACUUAACGAACGGUGUAUGAAGUUAUGAGCGUGUCUACUUUUCUACUUUGGGGAACGGAGUCCCGCGAGUGCAUAGUAUAUGAGCUGCAUUGAUUAAUAUCCGGGUAUGAUGGCUUUGCCAGAACAAUCAACCAUAUCAUUAGGCAUUUGUAGAAGAAGAAGUAUAGUUCCUCAAAUGCUAUAAAAUGGG